AUGGAUUUUGAGACUAACGAGGAUAUCAACGGUGUUAGGUUUUCGUGGAACGUUUUCCCAUCAACCAGAACAGAUGCUAAUAAGAACGUUGUUCCAGUUGGAUGUCUUUAUACUCCUUUGAAGGAGAUUGAGGAGUUGAACAUUGUUCAAUACAAUCCAGUGAUUUGUUCUGGUCCACAAUGUAAGUCCAUUUUGAAUCCUUAUUGUAUUAUUGAUCCAAGAAAUAAUUCUUGGACAUGUCCAAUCUGUAAUUCAAGAAAUCACUUACCAACUCAAUAUUCAAACAUGAGUCAAGAAAACAUGCCAGCUGAAUUGCAAAACACCACUAUUGAAUAUAUUACCAAUAAGCCGGUUCAGAUCCCUCCUAUUUUCUUCUUUGUUGUCGAUGUGACUGCUGAAAAGGAGAAUUUAGAUGCCUUAAAAGAAUCUUUGAUCACUUCUUUGUCUCUAUUACCACCAAAUGCUUUAAUUGGGUUCAUUACUUAUGGUAAUACUGUAGAACUACAUGAUUUGUCCAGUGAAAUUAUCGAUAGAAGUAAUGUCUUUAGAGGUGAUAGAGACUACCAAUUCGAACAGGUUAUUGAAAUGCUAACUGGCCAAAAGCCUUCUUCAAAUAUGGGGGCUUUGAAUGGUACUAUGGGUAAGAUUACUCCAUUUUCUUUGAACAGAUUCUUUUUGCCUUUAGAACAAGUUGAAUUCAAAUUGACCCAAUUGUUAGAAAAUAUGAUCCCUGAUGAAUGGGCUGUUCCUGCUGGUCAUAGACCAAAAAGGGCCACUGGUCAAGCUUUGAACAUUGCUUCUUUGUUGUUGCAAGGUUGUUACAAAAACUUCGCAGCAAGAAUCAUCUUAUUUGCUUCAGGUCCAGGUACCAUUGCUCCAGGUUUGAUCGUCUCUUCUGAAUUGAAAGAUCCUAUCAGAUCUCACAAUGAUAUCGACAAUGAUCGUGCUACUCAUUAUAAGAAAGCUUGUAAAUAUUACAAUAACAUCGCUCAAAGAGUCGCCGAAAAUGGUCACGUUGUCGAUAUCUUCGCUGGUUGUUAUGAUCAAGUCGGUAUGUCUGAAAUGCAACAAUUAACAGACGUAACUGGUGGUGUCUUAUUAUUGACAGAUGCUUUUUCAACUGCAAUUUUCAAACAAUCCUACUUGAGAGUCUUCGCUAAAGAUGAAGAAGGUUAUCUGAAGAUGUCUUUCAAUGGCCAAAUGGCUGUAAAGACCAGUAAAGACUUGAAAUUGCAAGGUAUGAUCGGACAUGCGUCUGCUGUCAAGAAAAGCGAUGCUAAUAAUAUCAGUGAUACUGAAAUUGGUAUUGGUGGUACUUCUAUUUGGAAGAUGUCUGCAUUGACUCCUAAUCAUACUUAUGCAGUAUUUUUUGAAAUUGCAAAUACUGUUACUAGCAAUGCGCCAGUUCCAAAUGAUUCCCCACGUUUGGCUUACACUCAAUUUGUUACAAGUUAUCAACAUGCUUCUGGUACAAACCGUGUCAGAGUUACCACUGUCGCAAAUCAAUUAUUGCCAUUUGGAUCUCCAGCAAUUGCUGCCUCUUUUGAUCAAGAAGCUGCUGCUGUGUUGAUGGCAAGAAUUGCUGUUCAUAAGGCUGAAAAUGAUGAUGGUGCUGAUAUUAUAAGAUGGAUUGAUAGAACUUUAAUCAAGUUAUGUCAGAAAUACGCUGACUAUAAUAAAGAUGAUCCAAUGUCCUUUAGAUUAGCACCAAACUUUUCACUAUACCCUCAAUUUACUUAUUAUUUGAGAAGAUCCCAAUUUUUAAGUGUUUUCAAUAAUUCUCCAGAUGAAACUGCCUUUUAUAGACAUGUUUUUACAAGAGAAGAUACUACUAAUUCAUUGAUUAUGAUUCAACCAACAUUGACCUCAUUUUCAAUGGAAGAUGAGCCACAGGCUGUCUUGUUGGAUUCUGUUUCUGUUAAGCCAAACACUAUCUUAUUAUUAGACACUUUCUUCUUCAUCUUAAUUUAUCAUGGUGAACAAAUCGCGCAAUGGAGAAAGGCAGGUUACCAAGAUGAUCCACAAUACACUGAUUUCAAAGCUUUAUUGGAAGAACCUAAAUUAGAAGCUGCUGAAUUAUUAGUGGACAGAUUCCCAUUGCCAAGAUUUAUCGAUACUGAAGCAGGUGGUUCUCAAGCUAGAUUCUUGUUAUCCAAAUUAAACCCAUCUCACAGUUACCAAGACGCCACUCAUGGUGGUGCGACGGUUGUUUUAACUGAUGAUGUUUCAUUACAAAACUUUAUGUCCCAUUUACAAUCUGUUGCCGUUAGUGGUCAAAAUUGA
This is a messenger RNA of Vanderwaltozyma polyspora DSM 70294, 2283 nucleotides long. RefSeq lists its product as uncharacterized. Gene Ontology annotation, molecular function: zinc ion binding; GTPase activator activity. NCBI's taxonomy places the organism in Eukaryota, Fungi, Ascomycota, Saccharomycetes, Saccharomycetales, Saccharomycetaceae. Gene Ontology annotation, cellular component: endoplasmic reticulum exit site; COPII vesicle coat. The record is from RefSeq and is a predicted model, not a curated record. Gene Ontology annotation, biological process: COPII-coated vesicle budding; COPII-coated vesicle cargo loading; endoplasmic reticulum to Golgi vesicle-mediated transport. The transcript has a single exon. Bases 1 to 2283 code for a protein of 760 amino acids.